GACCACUGCCACCGUUGGAGGAGAUAUGCCUAUUGCCCAGACUCACUUGCUGCGUCUUGAUUACGCUCAACUGGCGACUUGUUUACUAUAAAUAUGCACAGUGGGCAUCAGGGAAGCCCGGGGUGGACUAAAAACGUUGGUCACGCCAUAAAAGCAGGCGUUCUCCUCGCAUUAAGACGGCAAGGUGGUUGACCAUAGUGUAGACCUAUAUCAGUAAAGAGGUCGUAGUUGGAGGCCUGAAGAUGCUUCUGUCUCCCAUCCGUUGUAUCAUCCUUCUUCUCCUUGUGAACUUCGUCUAUUCUGGACGAGUUCUGAGGAAGAUCAAGGAGCACGUGCGUAAAAUCCAAUAUGAGAAAGCGAAGAAGAAUGUGCUGAUGAGCGCAGUCAACGGGCAUAAGCCCAUGAGCGAAGUGAGAGACGGGAAAAUUCACCAACCCCUGGACCACUUCGACAGUCAAAACGAUGAAACAUUUCCUCAGAGGUUUUUCGUGAAUGAAGCCUAUUGGGAGCGUCCUCAUGGCCCAGUGUUCCUGUUCAUCGGAGGGGAGGGCCCCAUCUCUGAGUUCAAUGUGCUGGCAGGCCACCAUGUGGACAUGGCUGAGGAGCACGGGGCCCUGCUUGUGGCCCUGGAGCAUCGUUUCUAUGGCGAGAGCAUCAACAAAGAUGGCCUGGAGACUGAGAACCUGGGAGACCUGUCCAGCCAGCAGGCUCUUGCCGACGUCGCAGAAUUCCAUCAAUACAUCAGCGAUCGCUUUGACCUCUCUGACAAGAAUACCUGGAUCAGCUUUGGAGGUUCCUAUGCUGGGGCCUUGUCUGCCUGGCUCAGGGGAAAGUUCCCUCACCUGGUCUACGGUGCUGUGGCCUCCUCUGCUCCUGUCAAAGCCAAACUGGACUUCUCCACCUUCAACAAAGUGGUGGGUCUGAGCCUUGCGGACGAGGACGUUGGAGGUUCAGAUAAGUGUGUGGGGGACAUCUGGGAGGCCUUUGCUGCUGUGGAGGCCGCCCUGUUUGCAGGAAAUGCCACUGAGGUGGGGAAGGACUUUGGGUGCUGUGAGAUCCCUGAGGAUCUGGAGGACCAGAUCGAGGUCAUGCAGAGCCUGGCCGACAUCGUCAUGGGAACCGUGGAGUACAACGAGGAGGGGGGAAUCCUGACUAUUGAGGAGAUCUGUAAAAUAAUGACCAAUGAGACAGAGACCUACGAUUCGGAGACUGAGGCAUACGACCGGCUGAUUAAGCUGGUGCAGAUCUACCGGGCCACAAGCGAGGAGCCCUGUCUGGAUGCUUCCCACAAGCAGACCAUCCAGGACCUGAGUAACACGAAUCUGGACACUGCCUACAAUGGAGAGAGACAGUGGUACUACCAGACCUGUACUGAGUUCGGCUUCUUCCAGACGUGUGAGGACGCCAGCUGUCCCUUCUCCCGCAUGCUGACCCUGCAGGCUCAGACCGACCUGUGUCCUGAGGUGUUCAACAUCCCCCAGCACAGUCUGCCCGGACACAUCGCCUUCACCAACAAGUACUAUGGAGGAGACCACCCCGACACCGACAGGGUGCUCUAUGUCAACGGUGACAUUGACCCCUGGCAUGAGCUCAGCGUUCUGGAAGAGGACUUGGACAAGGAGGACAAAGAUAUGACCAUCCUCAUCAAGGGUACCUCCCACUGUGCCGACAUGAACCCCGGCGGCGCUGCAGACCGCCCCGCCCUGAAGCAGGCCCGCAAAGCCAUUGAGAGGAAAGUUGCCAAGUGGCUGAAGGAAGCUGCCUGGAAGCUUGUGGGCUGAUGGACCCAACGACAGGUUACCUGAUCAUCUGACCUUCCUGACCAUCACUCAGCCAAUCAAACUUUGGGCAGUGAAUCACAUGGUGCUGUGGACUGAGCCCCUCUUCAUGUUUCUCCCCAUGGGUCAGGUCCUCUAAGGUGGUGUUCUUCUGUUUUUUUUUCUAACAUUCUUCUAGUGUUUUCCUAUUGUUUUUCCUGGUGUUUUCCUAACGUUUUUCUAGUGUUUCUUCUAUGGUUUUCCUGAUGUUUUUCCUGGUGUUUUCCUAAUGUUUUUCUUGUGUUUUUCCUAUGGUUUUUCCUGGUGUUUUUCUAACGUUCUUCUAGUUUUUACGUUUGUGGUUUUCUAACGUUUGCGUUUUUCCUAACGUUUUUAUAGUGUUUUUCUAACAUUUUCAUUGUGUUUAUUGAACGUUUUUAUAGCGUGCUUGAAUUUACUCCAGUAUAUAAGUUAUAUUUUAAUAGACAGUUUUAGUAAUUUAGGGAAACAUUUAUAAUGCUGUACACAGUAUUUAAGUUUCCUAACUACGUACUGGUAGCGUAUAGCUAACCAGAGAGUCUCAGUAUAAGACGACUUUAACAUCAUGGAGUGUUCUAAGGUUUACAGACUGUUCACACAUUUUCCUUUGUCUGGAUUCAGUGAAGUUAUCUCAGACAAAACAUUAUCUGAAUGUGUACUGGAUUGCUUUGAAGCUUGUGUGGAUCUUUUUAGGAGGAGUUCAUUUGAUUUAAUCCUGCAAGUUGGGAAAAGUAUUAUCAAUAAAAGUUUGCUGAUAA
This is a messenger RNA of Oncorhynchus masou masou (cherry salmon), 2554 nucleotides long. It is a transcript of the gene prss16, whose product is annotated as serine protease 16. The transcript is spliced from 12 exons. The record is from RefSeq and is a predicted model, not a curated record. Gene Ontology annotation, cellular component: lysosome; endosome. Gene Ontology annotation, molecular function: dipeptidyl-peptidase activity; serine-type exopeptidase activity. Lineage: Eukaryota; Metazoa; Chordata; Actinopteri; Salmoniformes; Salmonidae. Gene Ontology annotation, biological process: proteolysis. The coding region runs from base 243 to 1781 and encodes 512 amino acids.